AAUUACAAAAGAGAUAUUCCCAUGUUUUGAAGAAAUUUUCCACAGUAAAUGCAGCUAAAUGUCUCACAGAUAAGAGAUAAAUUGGAAUAAACAGCUGUCAGUGUUAAAUAAAUAUCCUGGAUAAUGUACAGGACAGAAAUAACUACAACAUCGUCAAACUCUUCUCUUCACUUUAUUUAGCUGUUCUUGCAUGUAGCUCCCAAUCUUUCCACUGCUCCAGUUAGUGAAGCAUUUAUUUUUGAGUCAGCUGCAUUUCUUAAGACAGUAACAACGAAAGGCAUUUCCUGAGAAGCUGCAAGGAUGAGCAGCAAGAAAGAGCAACAGCUAAGAAAAUAUGGGACCCUUGUAGUGCUUUUUGUCUUCCAAGUUCAGAUUUUUGGUUUUGAUGUUGACAAUCGACCUACAACAGAUGUCUGCUCAACACACACAAUUUUACCUGGACCAAAAGGGGAUGAAGGUGAAAAAGGAGACAGAGGAGAAGUAGGCAAACAAGGAAAGGUUGGACCAAAAGGACCAAAAGGAAAUAAAGGACCAGUGGGGGAUGCUGGUGACCAGGGAAUGCUUGGGAAAAUUGGACCGAUUGGUGGCAAGGGUGACAAAGGAGCCAAGGGCUUAUCAGGGGUUCCUGGAAAGAAAGGAAAAGCAGGCACGGUGUGUGACUGUGGAAGAUACCGCAGAUUUGUUGGACAACUGAAUAUCAAUGUUGCUCGUCUUAAUACCUCCAUCAAGUUUGUAAAGAAUGUAAUAGCAGGUAUCAGGGAGACAGAUGAGAAAUUCUAUUACAUUGUGAAAGAAGAGAAGAAUUACAGAGAAGCCUUGAUCCACUGCAGGGACAGAGGAGGAACACUGGCCAUGCCUAAAGACCAGACAACCAAUGCCCUGAUUGCUGACUACAUCUCCAGCAGUGGUCUCUUCCGAGCCUUCAUUGGGCUGAAUGACAUGGAAAAAGAAGGACAGUUUGUGUAUGCAGACAACAGCCCACUGCAGAACUACAGUAACUGGAAGCAAGGGGAGCCUCACGACCCAGCUGGCCGCGAGGAUUGUGUGGAAAUGCUCAGCACAGGAGAGUGGAACGACUCUGAGUGCCAAGUCACCAUCUACUUUGUAUGUGAAUUCCUCAAGAAGAGGAAAUAAAAGUGCCAGAGAAUGUGCCUGGCACCUGCUGUAUAUACAAUAAACCAUCUUCAUUCAUCCACUGUAGGGAGAGUGAAUCAGGGGUAGUCAACUAGGGAUAGGAACUUAAUCUAGCCUUCACAUCAUCAUGUUAAGCAAGAGUAGCUACUCUUUAGUCAUCAGUGACAGUAAAGUCAGCAAAGGUCUGCAGAGGGCAUCCAGCCAGUUGUGAAUUUUUAUUUCAUUUAUACAUGUAUUUUAGGGUGGGCAUUUCUAUGUGUAAUUUAGGGGUAAAUUUAGAGUUUGCAGAGGUGAAUAUAAUUUCACCAAUGCCAGAAAUAGUAAGCUCAUUGGUAUAUUAAUCACUGAUGUGAUUUGUGAAGUCCACAAAGUGGAAAAAAAGUGAAAGAGUGCGAUUUUCACUAAUCUCUGACCUGUGCAGGAAGUCCCAGUAAUCUCCCUGGUGACUUCAGAGCUGAGAGAACAGAUUUACAGCUUCUCUUGAAAAAAUUCUUCGUUUAUUAGAAUCAUAGAGUAAUCUGAGGUGGAAGGGAUCUCUGGAAGUAAUCUGGUUGAAUCAUCCAUGCAAAGCAAGGCCAACUUCAAACUUAGAAGUUGGAAUACUCCCUUAAUUUGACUGUGCAAUUAUAUUGCCUGAUAUGCAUUUAUCUGGACUUCUGCAAAGCCUUUGCGUGGAUGCCCACAACAUCCUUCUCUUUAAAUUGGAGAGAGAUGGAUAUGCUGGGUGAGCUAUUAGACGAAUAAAGAAUUGGUUGGACUGUCACAUCUGGAUGUUAGUGGUUGAUGGUUCAGAGUCCUGAUGGUCAUCAAUGACAAAUGUUGUGUGUGUCCCUCAAGGGUCCAUUUUGGGACCAGUGUUAUUUAAUAGCUUCAUUAAUCACACGGACAAAAGGAUUGAGUGCACCCUCAGUAAAUUUGCAUA
Molecule: messenger RNA, 2056 nt
Organism: Empidonax traillii (willow flycatcher)
Lineage: Eukaryota; Metazoa; Chordata; Aves; Passeriformes; Tyrannidae
Gene: COLEC10
Product: collectin subfamily member 10
Exons: 6
Coding region: 301-1134 (277 amino acids)
Source: RefSeq, a predicted model, not a curated record